This is a messenger RNA of Geodia barretti, 4186 nucleotides long. Lineage: Eukaryota; Metazoa; Porifera; Demospongiae; Tetractinellida; Geodiidae. The record is from the annotation of a GenBank genome assembly.
CGAGCAGCAUAAUAUUCAACCGAUGACAAGAGUAGCAGAGAAGAGAGGAGAAACACAAAUCACGUGAAUUUUCCAAUUGAAACGCACCAAACAGCAAAACACGCGCAUGCGUUGUUCUUGCUAGUGCGCGUGCGCGUAUCUGUCAAACAUGGAGAGAAAACGUCGAAAAGCCUCGUCAAAGGCGGCCCCCUCCGUGGUUGAAACGAAGGCAGAGCCCGGGAAAAAGCCGGCAAAGCUCGUUCUCAAGACUCCAGCUGCACUCAGCCCGCCAGCAGAGAAGAAACCUCGAGUAUCGAGUCUGUUGGACGAAUGCCUGUCUUCAGAGACGCCGGAAGAAGUUCUAGAGCAGCUGCUGUCUAUCGCAGGUCCAGACGUGAGGCAGUUGAGACUGGUGAGUGAGAGGAGUUUGGGGGUUCUGCGUGAGCUGUGGAGAAAGUGGAGGGGAGGGGAGACGUGUGCACGGUGAUUGUGAGGGUGUUUGUGGAGCUGGUGACGAGUGGAGGUGGGGAGUCUGGUGAGGAUGAGAGGGACUUUGCACUUCAGCUUGCCGAGCAUGAGUUGGACAGUGUCAAGGUGUCUGGGCUGGCAGCUGUAACAAAACUAUCGCAGAUGGACCCUUCCCUCAUACCCAACGCCCUAAAACUCGCCCAUAAGGUUGAAGUCUGACUAGUUCUCUGAUCGGGUUUUGAGCUGUGUGUGUUUGCCUGUAGGAAGUGUACUCUGUGCACCACGCGGUCCGCGUCGAAUGCCUCAAUCUGAUUGGUCAGUUGAGUCACGUGACCUCCGACUCUGAAAUCUCAUUGGUCACUCUGGAGGAGUACUGCGCAGACCCCGACCCCCGUGUUCGGGCCGUAUCUCUCCAAGGCUUGCUGGAGAAACAGAGAAGUGGGGUGGUACUUGGAAAGUCUGUAUACCAACAGGCAUGUGACUCCCUACUGGAUGAUGAUGAAGCUGUUAGAACGGUGGCUGUAAAGCUUAUAUCCGCCAUAGUUCACGAGACCCCAGAAACCACUGUGUCUCUACCCCCAAAACCGCACACUCCUGCGAGGGAGGCGAGGAUGUGUGACGAUGCGUUUGCCCGCGUGUGCGACCUCGUCAACGACGUGUCGAUGCCGGUGAGGGCUCUGGCGGCCGGCCUCCUGGGAGACUUCCAUUCCGUGAAUCCCCAGCUCCUGGAACAGACUCUGGACAAGAAACUCAUGUCUCAUUUGAAGGGUGUGAAGAGUGACCAUGAGCGUCAGAAGGAGAAGCAUGCAGCUGGGGGAGGAGCAUCUGGCUUCGACUCCGGGCGUACCUGGGGCUCGUCCGUUCCUAAGCUGGAUAUGGACGUGGAAGAUAGAAGCCUGAUGAGUGCGGGAGCGUGCGGAGCAUUUGUACACGGGCUGGAGGACGAGUACUUGGAGGUUCGCUCUGCGGCCGUCACCUCCAUGUGCCAGCUCGGAACCAACUCCCUGUCCUUCGCCGCUCAGUGUGUCGACUUUCUAGUUGACAUGUUCAACGAUGAAAUCCAAACAGUCCGACUCAGCGCCAUUAACAGUUUGAGGCAGGUGAGUGCCACGGUUCAACUCAGAGGAGACCAGAUGGAGACUGUUCUUGGAGUACUGGAGGAGACCUCGGCUGAGAUUCGAGAAGCGAUGCACUCGCUACUGUCGACGUGUCAAAUCACCACUGUCCCUGGACUGCGAACCACCGUCCACAACCUUCUGGACAAUCUCAAGAAGUAUUCCUCCGACAGAGAAUCCAUUUGGAGAUGUCUCCAGAAGCUAGGAGAUCACCACAGUCACCUGGUAUCGUGUCUGGUUCCCGAGCUACUCAAUUCUCAUCCCUUUCUCAUGGGCAAAGAGCCCGAUGUUGACGACCCAGCCUACGUGUGUAUACUGAUCCUGGUGUUGAAUGCAGCCGCCCUCUGCCCCACGAUCCCUCCCCUCCUCCCCAGUCACGUCUUCCGACACUACACUUACCUCAGAGACGCCCUCCCUCACCUCAUACCCCACAUUGCCGUUGGUGUGCCUUCCAACUCCGUGUCUAAGCUUGGACUACACACAGAUCAUGCCGUGGCUCAUGGAUUCAUGCAGCAGGUGUUCUGUCGGGCGCAGGCAACUCGUCCCCCCUCCUCCCCCUCCCUCCCCUCCCCCUGCUCGCUAGCUCACAGACACCAAGUCCUCGCCACCUGCGUCUCUGACCUGGUCCGCGUCGGGAAUCUGGACGACCAGUUGUCCGAUCGCGCAAACUGUGCGGCCACCUUUCUACAGUGUCAAUUACUAGGUGAAGAGAUUAGUCAGGCUCUCUCGGAAGACUUGCUUCUGUUGCCUAGCGACGGGAGAUUGGGCCCCGCCCACUCCGAGAAAUCAAUUAGAGAGCUGACUAUACUCUCGUAUCGAUUGGAGACACUGUGUCGGGGGCUGGGGGCGGAGCUAGUGGGCAGAGUCAAGAUAGCACGAUUGGCUGCAAAUGCGAUGCAGUUACUACUGGCAGUACAGCUGGACGUGGAUACCGAGAAGAGUAAGGAGUUCAUGGACAUGAAACUGAAAUUUCAACAGCGCCUAAACGCCCUAACAAGGUGUUUUGCUGGUGGAAAUCUCGCUCUCCCACAAGUCGUCAAGCCACUGGACGACAUAGACUAUGUCACCAUAGCAACUGACUCACUCGUGGAGAGCCUUCAGCCACUAAUUGCCGCUCCUCUUUAUCCCUCUCUGUGUCCGAGUGAUCUGGUAGCUGUUAGAAUGGCCAGAGCAACUAUUCAUGAGCCGCAGAACUUCUCCCAAGAUGAACACACCAGGUUCGUCUACAGUCUGGCUCUAUCAAUCCCGGUCCAGGCGACUCUCUACAACGUUGCCAGGCCGACAGAUGUUGCGGUGCAGCUGCGGUUCCCGGACGGACGCCGUCUCUUCUUCACCCCCAAACCCAGCGACAUUCGUAGCCUGGGUCUACACGAAGACAGACUCGAUACUUCCGUCGUUACUUCACACGGACUGUGGACAGAUCCUUGUCAGGUGGAGUUGUGUGUCGGAAUGCGGGUCCACACAGAUGUACCGGAGACCACACGAAUUUCACACACACCGGCCAACAAACACACCGUCUCCUCAAUCCCCCGUUCCAAUUCCAAUGGAGUCGGGUCCCACUCCGAGGACAGUAUGGACCCGGGACACUGCUUCCUGGCCAUCAGUGACGUCGUGAAGAUAAACAUUUUCCCCCAGGAGACUGCUUCGCGCUCUUUCAAUGUCUUUGGAGGUCCCUAGCUCUUAGUGGUCUGGAGAACUCAUUCUUUCAAGAUUAUUACCAUUACUAUCAACACAUUCUCAGCAAGCACAAUACGAGUGUCUUAUGUAAUUCGAUACACUAGGUGGGUACGCCCUCUUUGUGUUAUAUAUAUAUAUACCUAUUUUAAGAACACAGAAGUUGAUAUUGCUCAAGUAUAGGGAGUUUGUUAGUGCCAAGUAUGGUACCAUGCUGUGACCUGUCUCUUUAUAUUGUCUAUGAUUAGAUAGCAAAACGACUGGGGGUGUCCCCCGUCUACCUGUCGCCAAGGAAACACAACAUCCUCAUCCACCUAUUGCUUUAACAUCCAGUACCGUUGAGGCAAUAGAUAACUUGCUAGUAGACGGUUUCUUCACUACCGUUAACAGUGUCUUAUAGAGGAGUUUGCCCGUCGAAAGGUAGGGCUUCACCUCGUCCUCGUACUGAAACAGGUUUUGCGAGUUUGUCAAACUCGAUUUGCAACACGUAUAUACCUGGUUGACAGGACCGCCCAGCGUGAUGUGUGUGAAUACUUUGAAUAGAAACUCCGAGCGAUCCUUGGCACCGAAUACGUCGUAAUUCUCGCUAUCCUUUAUUAUCAAUUGACCUUUCUUAGUUCAUCUGAGACCAAGAAAUUGUCGUACAUUUCAUCGAAACACUUGACUAUGGCUCCAUUCUCUCGUACUAUUCCUGUGCGUAAUAUAAUAUAAUAUAGUCAAGGUUUGAGACGAACACACAAAGAUCAUUGUAAUAAUACCACUGCUCUUUAGUCUAUCGAAGAAGUUCAUUGAUAGAAGGGUACAUGGAACUUGGUCCACUUCAACUGAUGUCACUGCAGACGCUGCAAACAGUGGAUCUCUUAUGAUGGACACCCUGAAUGACACCUCUCUAUAAAGGCACUAUUAUAAUUUUUUUAAAAUGGGGAUCCUAUUUUCAUGUAGUACAUGCA